GAAUGUGUUUGCAUGUGUGCACGUGCUUGUGUGUUAAGCAGUACCCGGGUUAUAAAACAUCCUUGCCUGAAGGAUUUUUUGCAGACCUUUGCAGACCUUUUCUGAGCUUUUUGCUCCAGGAUACUGCCUUUCCACAAAAUGAAGCCUACUACUUGCAGCCUUCUCAUCCCCAUCCUUCUCCUGCUGAUGAGCCCAGGGAGAACGGAGCAGUCUUUAGACUCCAUUGUGGAUGAAAGGAUAAAGGAAGCUCUUCAAGGUUUGGACUGCAAUCCACAUGCCCCAGCAAGCAUCUCAUGUACCAGUGUCACCAACUCCGGCAAACUGUCCUCCUGCCCUGCAGGAACUUCUGUCACCGGCUGUGCUUGUGGUUAUGGCUGUGGCUCCUGGGAUAUCCGAAGGGAAACCACGUGUCAUUGCCAGUGCAGUGUGGUCGACUGGACCACUGCCCGCUGCUGCCGACUGGUCUGAGGAGGAGGAGGAGAACCCCAUUGUGUGAUCAUGACUGCAAUGCACCAGGACCCCACACAGGAAACAUGACUCAAAGUCUCCCUUUCAUUUGUUAACCCUGCUUCUCCGCUAAUAAAGGCAAUUUAUGCAUCUA
This is a messenger RNA of Pipistrellus kuhlii (Kuhl's pipistrelle), 601 nucleotides long. RefSeq names its product resistin like beta (gene RETNLB). Gene Ontology annotation, cellular component: extracellular region. The coding region runs from base 139 to 468 and encodes 109 amino acids. The transcript is spliced from 4 exons. Lineage: Eukaryota; Metazoa; Chordata; Mammalia; Chiroptera; Vespertilionidae. The record is from RefSeq and is a predicted model, not a curated record. Gene Ontology annotation, molecular function: hormone activity.